This is a messenger RNA of Chlorocebus sabaeus (green monkey), 835 nucleotides long. The record is from RefSeq and is a predicted model, not a curated record. NCBI's taxonomy places the organism in Eukaryota, Metazoa, Chordata, Mammalia, Primates, Cercopithecidae.
GUACUUCGGCACUAUCGGCAUUGGAACCCCUGCCCAGAAUUUCACCGUCGUCUUUGACACCGGAUCCUCCAACCUGUGGGUGCCCUCAGUCUACUGCUCCAGUCUCGCCUGCAUGGACCACAACCUCUUCAACCCUCAGGAUUCCUCCACAUACCGGGCCACCAGCAAGACACUCUCCAUCACCUACGGCACCGGCAGCAUGACAGGCAUCCUCGGAUAUGACACUGUCAAGGUUGGAGGCAUCUCGGACACCAAUCAGAUCUUCGGCUUGAGCGAGACCGAACCCGGCUCCUUCCUGUAUUAUGCUCCCUUCGACGGCAUCCUGGGGCUGGCGUACCCCAGCAUUUCCUCCUCCGGGGCCACACCCGUAUUUGACAACAUCUGGAACCAGGGCCUGGUUUCUCAGGACCUCUUCUCUGUCUACCUGAGCGCCGAUGACCAGAGUGGCAGCGUGGUGAUAUUUGGUGGCAUUGACUCUUCUUACUACACUGGAAGUCUGAACUGGGUGCCUGUUUCUGUCGAGGGUUACUGGCAGAUCUCCGUGGACAGCAUCACCAUGAACGGAGAGGCCAUCGCCUGCGCUGAGGGCUGCCAGGCCAUUGUUGACACCGGCACCUCUCUGCUGACCGGCCCAACCAGCCCCAUUGCCAACAUCCAGAGCGACAUCGGAGCCAGCGAGAACUCAGACGGCGAGAUGGUAGUCAGCUGCUCAGCCAUCAGCAGCCUGCCCGACAUCGUCUUCACCAUCAACGGAGUCCAGUACCCUUUGCCACCCAGUGCCUACAUCCUGCAGGUGAGGGGGCUCUGGACCAUCCACUAGAGGGGCUCACACAGA